Messenger RNA from Osmia lignaria (orchard mason bee), 2201 nucleotides. RefSeq lists its product as uncharacterized. The record is from RefSeq and is a predicted model, not a curated record. Lineage: Eukaryota; Metazoa; Arthropoda; Insecta; Hymenoptera; Megachilidae. Gene Ontology annotation, biological process: regulation of apoptotic process.
UAGUUGAAGUAUCGGCCACGCAGCUGUGGAACGUUUUUGUUGUUGGGUGUCUGCUGUAAUUUUAGUGGUAAAUAAGAUGUGAGGUUUAAAGAGUAAUAAAUGUUAAUUGAAAUUGAGUAUCAUUUAUCCAUAGCACUUGUAUAAACUUAUAUUUGGUAAGGGUAAGGAGAUAUGGCAAAGGUCAGGAGGAAUACUCAUAAAAGUGAGGAAAUUAGUAGUUCAUCAGGUUCAUCUUCAUCGAUAUCCUCAGAUGAAGAGGUUGAUGCAAGGGAUUUAAAACCAAUUAAAGAGUAUUUGUCAGAUCGUAGAGAAUUAGCUAGACAGCUUUUUAAAUCUGUCAGAGCUGAAAAAAUACAAAUGAUGUUACCUCAAACAUUGAGGAAAAUGGAUUUAGGGCAGUUAGAAAAGUGGUGUGCUAAUGAAUUAAGUGGUAUGUCAAAGAGCCGUAUAUUGUCUAUCUUAAAUGGGAAACCUAUGUUAGAUUCAUCAAACACAAGUGAAUCAGAUGAUUCAGGACCUUCUUUGGAAAUAAUCUCAGAUACAGAGGAGUGGUUUACUGAUGAGGAUAUAUGUGUAAAGGAGGAGGGAUCUGUUAAAGGGAAGGUAAAGAAAGAUAGGACUAAACAGAAAGUAAAAUCUCAGCUGCAUAGAAAGAAUGAUAGUAAACCUAAUCCUAAGAAAGCUUCUAAUAAUGUUUCUAAAAAUGUACCAGUACCAAAAGAGGAACCAGUAACAGCUAAUAAAGAAAAAGAAGGUGAUAGUUUGUUAGAUUUGCUAGAAUUAGAAAUGCGUGCAAGGGCGAUAAGAGCUUUAAUUAGGAAAGAAGAAGAUAUAAUACCAAAUACAUCUAAAUCUAAUGAAGGGAAUAAUGCCUUGAAUAAAGAUGCCGCAGCUAAAGCAAAACAAGAUGAGAUGAAAGAAAAGGAAAAUUGCAGAAGGCAAUUAGAAAAGAUUAUUAGCGCUCAACAGAAUAGCGCUGGCGAGGAUGAAGAUGUAGUGAUAGUCGUUCAGCCAACUCCAACUAUCGAGUUGUUAUCUAGCGAUAGUGAAGACGAACCUCACGGUGGGGUACGGGUGAACAAAAAAUUGGAGAAUGAACGUGUUUUAGAAAACAAGAAUAAUAUGAAAAAUGUCGAAGAAAAGAAAGCAGCAAAUACAUCAGAAGUACAUAAAGAAUCAGAUGCGCAUAAAACUGAAGUUUCUAAACGACCUCAUAGUAACAAUGUAUCUCAAACGGAUACUCAAUCAAAAUCGAGUGGAAAAAGGCGAAAAACGAAGAAAAAGGCGCAUACGAAAGAGCAAUCGAAAGAUCCAAGUUCCGAGGUUGAUGUACACAAUACGAAAUCGUCGAACGAUAAUCAAAUCACCGAGGGUGAAAAGAAUGACGAAUGUUCGUCAGCAAAUGUUAAAUUGAACAGAAAGGAACGUGAAAAUAACGGUAUAUCAAAAGAAGUUUCAGGCACGCCAAGUAAUAUAAAUUUAGACGAAGAGAAAUCCAUUGAUUUAGACGAAAUAAUUGAUCUGGAUGAUUACUGCGAUGAUAUGGAGGAAAUGGAGAAUAAUGAGAACAAGGAGAGCGAAAAUAAAGAAGUUACAGGCAAGGAAGAUAAACUUGAAACUGAAGUAGGUUCUGUAAAAAAAUCGAAUGGAACUGAAACUUGGGCGAGUCGCUAUUAUCAGACAGAUGAUGUUCAAAACGUAAUAAAAGAAUCAAAGAUACAAUCGGAAAUUCGUAAACGGUUAAGAGAACGUCAGAGGCUUUCGAAAGCUAGUACACCUCCAAAUAAAAAAUUACAAGCAUCUUCAUCGACGGAAAGUACGAGUAAUAAAAUUACAGAACAGAAUCCAUUAGGUUCGGUGGAUGAGUACUUGGCUCUAAAAAAUACCGAUGCUACAUGCCUUAAUGUUAACGCUAAUAACGAUGAUUCCAAUGUAUUAAAAGAUAGUGAAACGUCUACCGAUACUUGUACGGAUGCAAAUAAAAUAAUUGAGAGCGAUGACGCAAGUAUGCAUUCUGAAAAUCAAAACGAUGAGACGAAAAUUAAUUUAAGUGAUAAUGCAAUUAUCGAUAAGCCGAUAGUUACGAACGAUAACGCAACUGAUGUUACGAACCCUGCUUGAUAUAACUUUUUUAUAUAAUAAUAAUUAGAAUAUUUGUAUACAUAAUUAUAUGUACAUAAUUAAAAAUAUUACAGUAAAUA